This is a messenger RNA of Hevea brasiliensis (rubber tree), 1688 nucleotides long. Its product is annotated as UDP-glycosyltransferase 74G1. The record is from RefSeq and is a predicted model, not a curated record. Lineage: Eukaryota; Viridiplantae; Streptophyta; Magnoliopsida; Malpighiales; Euphorbiaceae. The transcript is spliced from 2 exons. Gene Ontology annotation, molecular function: UDP-glycosyltransferase activity. Bases 96 to 1472 code for a protein of 458 amino acids.
GUUUUCCUCUACGCCCUCCUGGGCUACGCCUUCCUGCUCUGUAUAAAUUGCUUGUGUUAGUGAAACAAAAAGCAAAUCCAAUCAAGAGACAAACAAUGGAAAGGGAGCAAAGGGCCUGGUUAGCUCACGUUUUAGUCCUCCCAUAUCCUGCCCAAGGGCACAUCAACCCAAUGCUUCAAUUCUGCAAGCGUUUAGUGUCCAAAGGAGUCAUGGCCACACUAGCUAACACUAAACAUCUCACCAAAUCCAUGAACUUAGACCCUACUAGCAUGAUUGAUCUUGAAACCAUAUCUGAUGGCUUUGAUGAGGGUGGCUAUGCACAAGCAGAAAGCCCAGAAGUUUACUACUCUACUUUCAAAGCUGUAGGAUCAGAAACCUUGGCAAAUUUAAUAAAAAAUCUCAAUGAUUCUGGUCACCCUGUUAAUGCCCUUAUAUAUGAUGGGUUCUUUCCUUGGGCACUUGAUGUAGCCAAGCAAUUAGGAGUACUAGGGGUUGCUUUUUUCACUCAAUCUUGUGCUGUCAGCAACGUAUAUUACCAUGUCCAGAGAGGUCUCCUUCCAGUGCCAUUAUCAGAGCCAGUUGUUCAACUUCCUGGAUUGCCAUUGCUGGAAGCUUCAGAGACACCAUCUUUUAUAUAUAAUGUCAGCUUAUACCCUGCUGCUUUUUAUUAUCUGUUAGUGAAUCAGUUCACCAACAUUGAUGAAGCAGAUUGGGUUCUUCAUAACACUUUUCAGAAAAUGGAGGAAGAGGUUCUGGAUUGGAUGGCUAAACGUUGGAAAUUGAGGACUAUAGGACCAACAGUUCCAUCCAUGUACUUGGAUAAAAGAAAUGAAGAUGAUAAAGACUAUGGCAUCAAUCUCUUUACGCCGGAUUCUAGUGCUUGCAUGAAUUGGCUGCAUGAUAAGCCUAGUGGUUCAGUGGUGUAUGCAUCUUUUGGAAGCCUGGCACAACUUGGAGUUGAACAAAUGGAGGAGCUAGCUGCGGGGUUGAAGGGAACCAAACGCUACUUCCUGUGGGUUGUUAGAGCAGCAGAGCAAUCUAAACUGCCUGGAAACUUCAUAGAGGAGACAUCUGAGAAAGGUUUGGUGGUUGCAUGGAGCCCACAACUGGAGGUCCUGUCACAUGAGGCAAUAGGGUGCUUUCUUACACAUUGUGGGUUCAAUUCUGUUCUUGAAGCUUUGAGCUUGGGAGUUCCAUUGGUGGCAAUGCCACACUGGUCAGACCAACCCACUAAUGCCAAGUAUGUAGAAGAUGUUUGGAAAAUAGGAAUUAGAGCUCGGCCUGAUGAGAAAGGUAUUGUGAGAAGAGAAGUGGUGGAUCUUUGCAUAUGGGAAGUAAUGGAAGGAGAGAAAGGGAAAGAAAUCAAGGACAAUGCAAGGAAAUGGAAGAAGUUAUCCAAAGAGGCAAUUGAUGAAGGUGGAACUUCAGACAGGAACAUAGAUGAAUUUGUGGCUGCAUUAGUUAAAUCCUGAUGUUGUUUCACGUUCAACAACGUCAAAAGUUCUCUUCAUUGUAUGUCUGGAUUAUUAGCUAGAAGUGUUCGGCUCCGUUUUUUGGUAUGGUUCUAUCAAAAAAUUGAAAUCGAAAUCAUGCCUUUAGCUCUUUAAUUUUUAGAAAUUAAACUUGCAACCAAACUUUGAUUUUGUUUCAAUUAUAUUCUAAGCAAUUUCAAUUUGAUUCUAAUUCAA